UCUUCUUCUUCUUCAAGAAUGUCAAGAAAGAGAGCCCUAAGCUACCGCACAUUACCAUCACCUUCUUCUUCUGCUUCAUCAUUAUCUUCUUCUUGGACUCAACUAGACUGGCAAUACCCAGGAAAAGACGUGAUUGAAAAUAUUACCAGGCGUCUAGAAACUCCCAUGGAGAUUCGCCAUCUACGUGCUGUCUGCCGAGGAUGGCGUGACUUAAUCCCUCUUCCACCCAAAUACCACCUCAACCCUGAUGGGUCUCCUCUGAAACUUCCAUAUCCAAUCGUUUCGAACGGUAAGCAGUCCUCUAUUAGGGGUUACUACUUGCUCAAAGAUAGAACCAUCUAUUGUUUGGAACCCUUGAAAGAGAAUUCUACCGAUAACUGGUUCGUGAAUAUUGAAGAGAAAGAUUCUGGGAAAGUUUGUCUCAAAGACCCUUUCGACAGAUUCAGGAAUCUUGGUCAGAUUGAUAGCCUACACGAGAAGGUAAUCGAGUUAUGGGAUUAUAAGGUGAGAGAAGUAGGUAAAACAUAUUAUCUUGAAUUUGUUGAAGUAGAAGACAACCAAUGUUUUUGGAUUAGAAAAGUUGUUGUGGGUCGGAACAAUAAGGGUGAAUUUUGGGUCAUGGCUAACAUUCGAGGUAGAAAGUUGGGAUUUUGGAAAAUCGGUUUUGAGAAUUGGGCAGAAAUUGGACAGGACUGACUGUAGCAAUUGAUCCUUCAUCCUUGAGAGUUACUCAAGUUGCUUCUGAUUUUCACCCAUAUAGGCCUUUCUGUAGGUAUUUGGUGAGUUCACUUGGGGAUUUAUUUCUGGUUGAUAUUCCCUGUCAAACCCUUUAUUUAAAAGUUCACAAGUUGAACGAAGAGAUAGGUAAAUGGAUUCGUGUGAAGAGGUUGGGGUAUCGGGCAAUAUUGGUGGGAGAUGAUUGCUGCUACGUUCUUUCGACCAAAGAUUUUGCUGGAUUGAAAAGGAAUUGCGUUUAUUUCUGUGAUGCUAUUUUCGAUCAUGGUCAGUAUCGUUUCCCAGGCUGCUGUGUUGGCUUCAUGAGAUUGGACAAAAAAGAUUUUGGGUACCUGAAAUCUAAAAUUUUCUGGCCUCCACCGACCUGGCUCGGGCAAACACCAAGUCGCAAGUGAACAACGGAAAGAUCUACGAAUAUUCAUAGAUGAAUUAUAUAACGAUCUCAACAACUUUUUGUCCAAAAGUUUGGUUCGAAUUAGCAAUCUGAAUUAGCACAGCUUCUUGUAUGUGGUUCUGGAUUCAGUUGGUAUGUUCCUAUACGUUUAUGUCAAACCGAUGGUGACGCUGUUAUGUGGACUUUGUAGUUUUUUGUCUAUGUUUUACUGAAUCAAAGAGAUGUGCAAGCUUGCUAGUUUUAUUGUCUUGAUAAUUUCUAUUAGCUUGAGAGGGAUAAGCAAAUUUUCCCAAUCCAGUUCUAUUCUCUGUUUUUCUCUGUUCUUAGAACCAAAUACAUUGAAAUUGAUCUUCAAGAAAGGUUUAGAGGUCGAAGAUAUAUACAACACCGUUUAGUUCCGAGGAAUGCAAGAUUAUUGUGGCUAUGUAGUUUACGUUUGUAAUAUUACUGUUCAGCAUUCAGUUUUAAAAAUUGUAAAAAUGAAGG
This is a messenger RNA of Ziziphus jujuba (common jujube), 1615 nucleotides long. RefSeq names its product putative F-box protein At1g65770. The transcript has 2 exons. The record is from RefSeq and is a predicted model, not a curated record. Lineage: Eukaryota; Viridiplantae; Streptophyta; Magnoliopsida; Rosales; Rhamnaceae. Bases 19 to 696 code for a protein of 225 amino acids.